AUGACCACCGCAACCAUUAAGAUCGACACUGCUCUAUUUAUUAGGUUAGCAAAACUUCCGUCAGAAAUCGUUGCUUAUAUCAUUGGUUUCUUACCGAAAUGUAUGUUGCCAGAAUUAUUGUACUUCCCACCAAUUAAGGAGAUUGUUGUAUCAACAAUUUUUUCAGAUGUGAAUAUUGCUGAAGAGUACCUAAGGGAUAAGGCCAGUGAUGUACCAGGUGUUGGAUAUGGAAUUUGCUAUUGCGAUUAUUUCAAAGUCACACUCGACGAUUUAAAAAGGGGUAUUGAUCAAUGGAGUAUUUACCCAAGAUGCAUAUAUAUUGAUAAUGUGGAAGAUUUUCAAAAUGUAUGUGAUGACUUCCCUGAACUAUUAUUCAAAGCCCAGAGUAUCAAUGGUUCAUUUGCAGGGGAUGAGGGCCCAAAUCCAGAACCUUUCUUUAAAUUCUUUUUGGAUUUGAAUAUCAAGUUUGAUUCAUUAAGUUUAUCAAAUUUCUCUGAUCCACUCACAGUACCUCCUAUUGCUACAAGCAUUGAACUACUAAAUGCUUCAUUGACCAACUAUGUGAUACCGGGGGUAAAGAAGUUGGAUGUUGAUGCUGGAUCUGAUGAGAUGGAAACCCAAACAUACGCUUUUUCUUCUGAUUUGGAAAAUUUAUUACUCUAUACUAAAAGGUCGAUUGAAGUGACCUUACCUCAAACUUUGCGGAAACUAGAGGUAUACGCAUUUUAGAGCUCAGUGCAUUUUAUAUCAGAAGAGAUGGUUAAUUUGGAAUACUUAACAAUUCAGUUGCCAAAUAUUCGAACUUUUAAUGAAACAGGAAUAAUUGCUCCAAAUUUAAAAGAACUAAAUGUAAGAUGUGAUCAAUUGUCAAAUCUCGAGGAGUUGCGACAAUUCCAACAUUUGAAAGAAUUAGAAUUUGGAUUUUGUAAUUAUCCCUUUGGGUUGUUUGAUGAAGAUUCUUUUCCCGAGUUAGAAAGUUUUAUGUGCUGGGGGUGUCAUAUUCUGGAUUCAGAAGAUUGUCAUAACUCAUCAUUAAUUUUUCCUCGAAAUUUGAAGCAAUUAGCAAUUGAAUGUCCCGGUUUUGAAAAUGUUGAUUUCACCACGGCAAUGCUCCCACUUACAUUAACUAUUUUGCAUGUUUCUGGUCUAUCUUUUAAUGAUGGAUAUUUGGGUGAAAACUUACGGUAUGUUAAUGUUCAAGGUUCAAGCCUUGUAUUUAAAAAGAGAUUCAUAAUAUUCCCCAUGGUCGAAAAAUUCAUAUUGAAAGCUGAUCAUCUAACAUUUGAAAGUCUGGAUUUUAUGUAUCAUUUACCUGCCAGCCUAAUGCACUUGAACUUGUUCGCCUGUGAGCAGGGAAAGAUGAACCCCCUUGCACAAAAAGUAAAAUGGCCGUCGAUGUUGAGUGGUUUCGUCUUUCAGAACUUCAAAAUCAAUUAUGAGACAUUAAAAUUGUUGAAUAUGAAAGAGUCUAGAAUUGAAGAAAUUGAUAUUUGCGGGGGUGAUAUCAAGACAUUAGAUGCUGACCUAUUUCCUGUCAGUGUCAAAGAUCUAUCUUUAGUGCAAAUGGGAAUCGAGGAAGUGUUGGGCUCGUUUGAAGAUUUGGAAAAUCUACAAAAGCUUUCUCUACAAGGGAAUCAAUUAAAGAAAAUAUCACCCGUUAGAAUGCCAGUAUCAUCAUUGAGCUUUUUAGAUCUAAAACAAUGCAACCUUCGUUUGAUAUCACCAUUCGUGGUUUCAAUGUUUGAGGAAAAGAAUAAAAAUGUUAAGCUAAGAGUCAAUGCUACAGGGAACUUGAAUUUGAAUGUUUUUGAUGUAAGGAGAGCAUUGAAAGCAUCAAAAGGACUCUCAUUGAACGUUAACAAUUUUGAUAAAAAUUUGAUAGAGGUUUCGAAGCGUUCUACUCGUUUGUGUUGUGAGUAUGAGCUUCCUGAUCCUUAUUUUAAAGAAUCUGAAAUGGAAGAGGAGGUGGUGCUGGUUUCCGACUAUGAUUCAGACGAUCUCUAUAAUGGAAGUGGAUUUGAUCCGGAUGAAGAAUAUAUGGGGAUCAUAGUUUUAAGUAAAUAA
Molecule: messenger RNA, 2064 nt
Organism: Candida albicans SC5314
Lineage: Eukaryota; Fungi; Ascomycota; Pichiomycetes; Serinales; Debaryomycetaceae
Exons: 1
Molecular function (GO): protein binding
Source: RefSeq, a predicted model, not a curated record